Messenger RNA from Drosophila pseudoobscura, 381 nucleotides. Its product is annotated as keratin-associated protein 17-1. Bases 148 to 330 code for a protein of 60 amino acids. The transcript has 2 exons. The record is from RefSeq and is a predicted model, not a curated record. Lineage: Eukaryota; Metazoa; Arthropoda; Insecta; Diptera; Drosophilidae.
UGUCAAAGUGAAAGCCCCUAAAGCCUUCACUUCCCAUUUCAGUUCGUUGCCUACCUCAGACCUAGUUAGACCUCAGCUCUCGAUUUUGUGCUAUUUCCCGGCGGUAACGCGAAAAAAAUAAAGUAAAAAAAACCGUAAAGCUCCAAGAUGUGUGGUGGCUGGGCCUGUUCUUCCUACGGACUUGCCUGCUGCAAUGGUCCGUUGUCGACACUUCGCUUCACGGGACGGUGCCUGACCCCUACGCCUUGCGGAGCCUGCGACAGCUGUUCGGCCUGUGGCGGAGGCGGAUGCUGUGGCGGCGGGUGCUGUGGAGGCGGAUGCUGCUGGUAGAGUUUUCUCGGUAUCGAAUGGCCUUGGAUAUGCAUUCUAUCAACCAUCCUA